Molecule: messenger RNA, 843 nt
Organism: Penicillium oxalicum
Lineage: Eukaryota; Fungi; Ascomycota; Eurotiomycetes; Eurotiales; Aspergillaceae
Product: phosphoglycerate mutase family protein
Exons: 4
Coding region: 1-843 (280 amino acids)
Cellular component (GO): cytoplasm
Molecular function (GO): phosphatase activity
Source: RefSeq, a predicted model, not a curated record
AUGUUUUCAUUCAGCACUGUCCCAGGCUACUUCCUCCAGGACGAUCCAUCCACGGAUCCGGAUACCUUUGACUAUUCAAUUCGCAAUUUCGGAUUGAUACCACAGCACUAUGAUAGCGAUCCUUCUGGCUCGCAAGACCAGUCGCCAUGGCAGCGGUUUGCGCAGCAUGUCGUGCAUCUGAAUGAGAUUGCAGACCAGGGUACAAUGUACAAGGUGCUCUUCCUCGGACGCCAUGGUGAAGGCGUUCACAAUGUCGCUGAGAGAAGAUAUGGCACGAAAGCCUGGGACGAAUACUGGUCUCUGCAGGAUGGAGACGAGCAUGGUCCUUGGAUUGAUGCCCAUUUAACGGCAACAGGAAUUGCCCAAGCACAGACUGCUCACGAUGCCUGGGCCAAGCAACUCGCACUGGGUAUGCCUUUUCCCGAAUCAUUUUAUGUCAGUCCGCUUCAUCGGUGCUGCCAGACAGCGCAGGUCACCUUUGGGGGACUGCGUAGCCCAGGGACACAUCUAUUUCAACCGCUCGUGAAAGAAAGUGCAAUCGCGGCGGAGUUUCCACGGUACCGUUUCGAGCCCGGUUUCACUGAACAGGACGAACUGUGGGAUCCCAAGAUCCGCGAGUCAGAUGAAUUGCGAAACAAGCGGCUGAAAGAUUUGUUGAGGGACGUCUUCGCGUCGGAUGAGAAUAUCUUUGUGUCCUUGACGGCGCACUCUGGUGCUAUUACUAGUAUCCUUGAGGUUACCGGUCACCGCAAGUUUCCACUAGCAACGGGAGCGGUGAUACCGGUGGUGGUGAAGGCGCGGAAGAUGCGCGACUCUCAGAACCACGUGCUUGAUGGGAAGUGA